AUGCUGUGUCCUGUCAACUUCGCGGUGGCGUGGUUCGUGGUGGAAGGCGUUCUCGUGCUCGCCAGUCCGCUCUCGUUGCCCAUGUGCUCACCAGCUCUGGAGGGUAGCUGUCGUAGAAAUGUUGAUCCGUCCAUCCUGGACAUUUGUGCCUCCGGUGCAUGGCAGCGAGUAAGCAGGGGCACAUAUGAUUGUGUUGCAGGAAUCGUGCAGACGAAAGGACCGUCGGUCGUCGUUGAGCACAACACGACCACCCUCGCCUGCAAACCAGCACCCGAGCCCAGUCUUGCUCCCAACGGGUAUUCGUUCUGUACUGGCAUUGCUCUCUCACCCCGCGAAGAUCGAUACGGACGGGCCUCAUACCGGCCGGGCGGCCGAAUGGCGUCCGUUUAUAACGAGGACGUUGCGUUUCGCUGCGAUCUCGCAGCUCCGCCUGAUGGAUAUUACGUGGCGCUCUGGACCCAGUACACCGACCACAGCAUCCCACAGCCACCGCCCACCACUUGUGGUCAGACGCUGUCCUUGACGAAUCCGAAGCUCAACAGGACGGCCACGGCAACGGUCAUUGAUCGCUGCGCGAGCUGUGUGGGCGUAGGACGCCGACUGAAUGACCGCACCACGCCGGACUGUCUGGUCAAUGGCGCGACGGUGGAUGUCAGCCCCGCGCUGUGGAACUUCCUCUUCGACAAUGCCAUCCCCAGCGUCUAUGACAUUGAAUACGAGGGAGACGUCUACGCGGGCUGGCCUGUGGAUCCCGCACGGCUGGACGACAUGGAUAUGGCAGAAUGCCGCUGUGGGUAG
Saxophila tyrrhenica is the source of this 798-nucleotide messenger RNA. RefSeq lists its product as uncharacterized. The record is from RefSeq and is a predicted model, not a curated record. Lineage: Eukaryota; Fungi; Ascomycota; Dothideomycetes; Mycosphaerellales; Extremaceae. The coding region runs from base 1 to 798 and encodes 265 amino acids. The transcript has 2 exons.